AUGCCUAUAUGGAUAUCCUUGGUUGAUAUUGAUUUAGGUGACGAUUCUGGACUGAAAACAGCCAUCCUUUACCAUCCCUAUCAAUCCUUUACAAUCCCUGGCCAUACCCAGCCGUCCUUUACCAUCCCUAUCCAUACCUAGCCAUCCUAUACCAUCCUUAGCUAUCCCUACCAAACCCAGCCAUCAUUUACCAUCCCUAGCCAUACCCAGCCGUCUUUUACCAUCCCUAUCCACCCUUUACCAUCCAUACCAUACCCAGCCAUCAUUUACCAUCCCUAGCUAUCCUUUACCAUCUCUAGCCAUACCCAGCCGUCCUUUACCAUCCCUAUGAAUCCUUUACCAUCCUUAACCCUUCCCAACCGUGCUUUACUAUCCCUAUCCAUCCUUUACCAUCUCUAG
Molecule: messenger RNA, 399 nt
Organism: Stylophora pistillata
Lineage: Eukaryota; Metazoa; Cnidaria; Anthozoa; Scleractinia; Pocilloporidae
Source: RefSeq, a predicted model, not a curated record